Messenger RNA from Toxotes jaculatrix (banded archerfish), 1485 nucleotides. Its product is annotated as acidic mammalian chitinase-like. Gene Ontology annotation, cellular component: extracellular region. The record is from RefSeq and is a predicted model, not a curated record. Lineage: Eukaryota; Metazoa; Chordata; Actinopteri; Toxotidae. Gene Ontology annotation, biological process: chitin catabolic process; carbohydrate metabolic process. The transcript has 11 exons. Bases 1 to 1485 code for a protein of 494 amino acids. Gene Ontology annotation, molecular function: chitinase activity; chitin binding.
AUGGGCAAAGUACUGUUUGUGACGGCUCUGGCCCUGCUGCUGCACGCGCAGCUUGGCUCAUCCUUCAUACUGUCAUGCUACUUCACAAACUGGGCACAGUACAGACCACCUCCAACCAUUUACAUGCCCAAUGACAUCGACCCAUGCCUGUGUACCCAUCUUCUGUAUGCCUUCGCCACCAUCAAGAACAACCAACUGGCCACCUAUGAGUGGAAUGAUGUGGAGCUUUACAGUCAGUUCAAUGGCCUGAAGAACAAGAAUGGCAACCUGAAGACUCUUCUGUCUGUUGGAGGAUGGAACUUUGGCUCUGCAGGCUUCUCACAAAUGGUGUCAAGCCCCGCCAACCGUCAGACCUUCAUCAACUCAGUCAUUUCAUUCCUGAGGAAGUAUGAGUUUGACGGGCUUGACAUCGACUGGGAGUAUCCAGCCAACAGAGGAAGCCCUCCUGAGGAUAAGCAGUACUACUCCAUUUUCCUGGAGGAGCUGAGAGCUGCCUUUGAGAACGAGGCCAAGCAGAGUAACAAGGCUCGUCUUCUGAUGUCUGCUGCUGUGUCGGCUGGAAAGGGCACCAUUGAUUCUGCUUAUCAGAUUCCCAAGCUUGGCCAGUCUCUGGAUAUGAUCAAUGUCAUGACCUAUGAUUUCCAUGGCUCUUGGGACCCCAUGACUGGCGAAUGCAGCCCCCUGUUUAGAGGCCCUCAGGACCAGGGUGGCUUUAUUUAUUUCAAUGUGGACUAUGCCAUGAACUACUGGAAGAGCCAGGGAGCCCCAGCUGAGAAGCUGAUCGUUGGUUUCCCCACAUAUGGCAACACAUUCACCCUUAGAAACCCUGCAAACCAUGGUAUUGGAGCACCUAUUUCUGGUGCUGGAACUCCAGGAAAGUACACACAAGAGGCUGGAGAACUUGCUUACUUUGAGAUCUGCGGUUUCUUGAAAGAUGGAGCAACUGAGGUUUGGAACCAGGCCCAGGAUGUGCCAUAUGCCUACAAGGGAAACCAGUGGGUGGGCUAUGACAACAGGAAGAGCUUCCAGAUCAAGGUUGACUGGCUGACAAAGAGUGAAUUUGGAGGCGCCAUGGUGUGGACCAUUGAUAUGGAUGACUACCUGGGCACUUUCUGUAACCAGGGAAAAUACCCACUGAUAAAUGUUCUCAAAAAGGGCCUUAACCUGGAACAAGCAUCCUGUGCCCCCCCUGCCACUCCCCUUCCUCCAAUCGCCGGCGUGAGCACAACCAGUGGAAGCUCCAGCGGGGGCGCCAGUGGCAGUGGCUCCUCUGGCGGGGGUGCCAGUGGCAGCAGCUCUUCUGGCGGGGGCUCGGGCACCAGCGGCAUGCAGAGCGGGUUCUGCGCUGGAAAGGCUAACGGCAUGUACCCUAACCCAAAAGACAAGAACCAGUUCUACAACUGCAGUGGGGGAAAAACCUACUUUGAGAACUGUGCUGCUGGCCUGGUCUUUGACAGUUCCUGUUCUUGUUGCAACUGGGCCUAA